Malus domestica (apple) is the source of this 516-nucleotide messenger RNA. NCBI's taxonomy places the organism in Eukaryota, Viridiplantae, Streptophyta, Magnoliopsida, Rosales, Rosaceae. The record is from RefSeq and is a predicted model, not a curated record.
AUGGCGGACGUCCAACGCCGGCCGGGACUGGUUCUCUUUGUUUUUACGUUAAUGGGGUUGGCUUUCCCGGUGUUGUUUGGUGCAUUUGUCCAGGGGUAUAAUCGUCCACCGUCUCGCAAGAACCUCUACGUCCCUGCGGAUGAUCCUGGUUCUGCUUCUCCACAACAGGUGCAUAUUUCAGUAGUAGGCGAGGACAAAAUGAGGGUGACAUGGAUCACAGACAUCCCUAGUCCGGCAACAGUGGUAUAUGGAACAUCUCCAGGUGCUUAUGAAAGCACUGCAACUGGAAAUACAAGUUCCUACACUCAUGGAAUAAUAUACACGUCUGGGGAUAUUCAGGACGUCGUUAUCGGUUCGUUGAAACCCAACACGCAGUACUACUGCCGCUGUGGCUCCUCUCAUUCGGAUCCUGAGUUCAGUUUCAAAACCCCGCCUGCAGCAUUCCCUAUCACAUUUGCAGUCGUAGGUAUGUGUAAAUAUUUAGUAGCACAUAUAUGCUUAAUUAAACAAAAUUAA